UCAUCCAAAGAUUGAAAUACUUUACAUUUUCUAUUAUUAACUGCAACCGCCUACAAUCGAUCUAAAAGAAAAUAAACAUGGUGCAGUAAGUAGCAGGUGGAGAAUUUCGACAUAGCUGAAUUUCUUAGAAACAUAUGGAAAUUAGAAACUCCAGUUCACGAUAAUGGCAGCAGUUAUGAGUUCGUUCAUCAAGAAGGCAUUCAAGGUAUCCUCUUCAGUUAAUAGUCUUCUCUUCCGUAAGCACCUGUUACUGACCAAUGCUACUUUUUCCAUGGCUAUGGGUGUUGCUGGGGAUCUAGUGCAGCAACAUUACGAAAUUCUCACAGACAGAGAAGACAGCUGGAAGCCUGUUAGGACCUAUCAUAUGGGAGCUGCUGGCCUCACCACUGGAGUACUGACACAUUAUUGGUACAUUUUAGUAGAUGUAUUUAUACCUGGUUCUUCACUUAGAUGCAUUGUCAAAAAAGUCUUGUAUGAUCAGAUACUGUUCUCACCAGUCAACCUUACUGUAUAUUUUGGGACAGUUGCUAUCUUAGAAGGAUCCACGAAACAUUUAAAAGAUGAAUUGUUGGAAAAAGGAAAGAAGAUUUAUACGGCAGAGUGGAUAGUAUGGCCACCAGCACAAUUCAUUAAUUUUUAUUUAUUGCCAUUGAGGUAUCGAGUUCUUUUCGAUAAUUUUAUUUCAUUUGGUUUUGACAUCUAUUCACCAUACGUUAAAUAUAGGUGUAAAUUGAAAAAUGAUGCUGUAAAUGAUGAGUCAUAAAUAAAAAAAAAUCUUAAUUUAUUUUUUUAAA
Argiope bruennichi is the source of this 794-nucleotide messenger RNA. RefSeq names its product mpv17-like protein 2. The record is from RefSeq and is a predicted model, not a curated record. The transcript has 2 exons. Lineage: Eukaryota; Metazoa; Arthropoda; Arachnida; Araneae; Araneidae. Gene Ontology annotation, biological process: mitochondrial ribosome assembly. Gene Ontology annotation, cellular component: membrane; cytoplasm. The coding region runs from base 164 to 763 and encodes 199 amino acids.